CACAUAAAUAAUGAUCACAUCCAUGGAGAAAAGAAGGAGUUUGUGUGUCGCUGGGAAGAAUGUUCAAGAGAGCAGAAACCCUUUAAAGCCCAGUACAUGCUGGUAGUGCACAUGCGCAGACAUACAGGAGAGAAGCCUCAUAAAUGCACGUUUGAAGGCUGUUCAAAGGCCUACUCCAGACUGGAGAACCUGAAGACACAUUUGCGCUCACACACAGGAGAGAAACCCUAUGUGUGUGAACAUGAAGGCUGCAACAAAGCCUUUUCCAAUGCAUCAGACCGAGCCAAACACCAGAAUCGCACACACUCCAAUGAGAAACCCUAUGUGUGUAAAAUCCCUGGUUGCAUUAAACGAUACACUGAUCCCAGCUCUUUACGGAAACAUGUUAAGACUGUACAUGGUCCCGAAGCACAUGUUACCAAGAAACAGUGUGGAGAUACAUACCCACGUCCCCCACCUCAGCCCCGAGAACCUGGAGGAAAUGGACAAGGUCAGUCACCGGGACAACUGCCUCUCAGAGCGAUCACUGACCAAAGGGAGUAUAAUCAUGCUACCUCGAAACAAGAUGAAUAUCUACAAGUAAAGUCAAUCAAAACAGAGAAGCCCAUGACGUCUGAGCCAAGCACUGGCAGUCAGUCUUCAUGCAGCAGUGACCAGUCCACCAGCGGCCCCCAUAUCGGCCGUGGAGUCCAGCUUGCUGUGAACAGCAUUGGGCUUGCGGGGGAGGAGGCAGUUCUUGAGGACCAGGAAAAUGAAGAGGAGGAUGAGGAAGGAGAGGGAGAGGAAGACGAUUCCCCCAUAAUGGACUCUACAGUAUCCACUGCAACAACCACGGUGGCAACACUAGCUUUGCAGACUCGCCGAAGUGUAGGACGGCCCCUACGCUGGAUGGAGCAUGUUAAGAUGGAGAGGUUAAGGCAGGUGAAUGGAGCUGUGCCUAGGCUAGGCCAUAUGUCACCAACAAUGCCCCCUAAAGGCCAGGCCCUGCCUGCCCUCACAGGAAAGGGUUCAUGCCUUGGUAGGAGUAGUUCUGUGGGGGUUCCCCAGCCUCCUCCACGUCCUGAGCCGUCCAACACAGAGCUGACAGUGCUGAAUUUGCUGCAUGAGCGCCGGGACAGCAGUGGCAGCAACACCAGCUCGGCCUACCUGAGCAGCAGUCGUCGAUCCUCUGGCAUCUCCCCCUGCUUCUCCAGCCGCCGUUCUAGCCAGGCCUCGCAGUCUGAGCACAGCCACCAUCGGCGUAUUCACAAUCUCAGUGCCACUGACUCUUAUGACCCUAUCUCCACUGAUGCCUCUCGACGCUCCAGUGAAGCCAGCCAAUGUGGAGGUGGAGGAAGUUCAGGUGGGAUGGUGUACGGUGGAUGUGGAAGUAUCAGAGUAAGUGGGAUGCGGGCAAGAGGUGUUCUGAACCUCACUCCGGCUCAACACUAUCACCUGAAGGCCAAGUAUGCCGCUGCUACAGGUGGGCCUCCUCCCACACCCUUGCCAAACAUGGAGCGCAUGAGCCUAAAGACUCAUCUGGCUUUGAUGGAAGAUAAACAGAACAUGGGCCAACUUACACUACCACCACUGGUCAGGCCACGUCGCUGUAGUGAUGGUACACAUAACUUACAUGGCAGUCAAGCAGUAUAUCAACAAAGGGGACUGUAUCCUGUUGAAGGUCCAGGGAAUAAUGAUCGAAGAGCCAGUGACCCUGUGCGUACACGGGAUACUAGUGCUUUUGGCUUGCCACAGUUACAGCGUUUCAGCAGUUUAAACAACAUGAAUUUAUUACCCCAUAUUGCUGGUAAUCAUUAUUUAGAUGGAGAAGAUAACAGUCUGAGCUUACAGAACUACAUCUUUCAGAGGAGUCUACACUCGCCUUGCCCUCCCAGCAUUAUGGAGCAAUCAGCACUUGAGGACUUGGCAGUAGACCAAGAUGGUCUUCUAUUACAUGUUGAUGAAGACAUUCUGCCGGAUGACUUGGUACAGUAUCUUCAUUCCCAAGAUCAAGAAUCAGAUCACAGCCAAGACAACUAUAGCAGUGAUUCCAGUCCCCAUAGAUCCAGUUUUGACCAGGGUACUGCAGAUGUCCAUAACUUCCUCAACCCACAACAGCAACAGGAGGAGUCAGAAGGGGAAAGCAAUAGUAAAGAUGUAAUGCCCAUCCAGUGUAUUGAAGUGACCUCUGGUAGUGCUGAUGUUUCUCCUCCCAGGCAGCAGUUUCAGAGGUGCGGAAGAUGGUCAGACCAGAAUGGCAUAGUGAGCAACGCCUUUGGUCGCUUUGGAAACAUGGUUGUGCAGCAACAAAUGCAUACAGAGUUCAUGGAUCAACACUCAACUCGUUGUAGAGAUGGUGUCCAACACAUGGCAGGUAUGAACUACAGGUGCAUACAUCCAGAGCAACAUCAACAAAUUGCAAAGCCAUACCAACAACAGUCCAGGACGAAUCCAGGCAUUAAGACAGAGUCUUCUUCAACCUCCAAACUGGAUUCAAGGCGCAACAACUUUGGUCGACCAGAUUUCUCUCAUAUCUUUUUGGGUCCCCUCCGUCCUAGCUGUACCCAGCAGACAACUAUAUCCCAAACUAACCUCGUACUAAAUCAAACAAUGACACAUCAAAUCAGCAGCAACCUUUUGUUGCAAAGUCCAGCUAACUGCAGCUUGUCUCCGGCAACACUACUGCCUCACCAGGCCCAACCUCCUAUGACUCACCCACCUGUCAAUAGUGGCAAUAGAAGCUUAAAUCACACACAACCCUACUUCAUUCAGCAGCAUAUCAACGGUCAUAAUGCACAUUCAUGCCAGCAGCAAAGCUUGAGAAAUGGAACCAAUCACUCUCUUGCAAAUCAGGUUUCAGGACUGAAGCUUGAGGCAGAUGAUCGCCUUCAUACCAACACUUGCUCUUCUAUCCAGCGACAAAAGCCUGUGUUUAUUGCUGAGUGUUUUGACACAUCCAAAACGUCAUCUUCUCAUGACAUAGCACAGUCAGGUCUAAUGGAGUGCUUGACAGCUAAGACAGAAACACCUUCUGAGGUCCUUCUGUCCCCUGGGGUUGAUCAGGUGACCAGUACAGUAGAAGAAAGCCCAGGUGUCUUAGAUAAUGUUGGUUUAGAUAUUUGUUCCAUCCUUGAGGAUGGUUAUGAGCAGGGUAGUGUGGUGUCUGACAUAAUCAGUCCCAGUUUUUUCCAGGGUCUGUCUAGAACUUCCUCUCGGCUGACUACUCCUCCUGUUUCAGCUCCAUUUCAUCCAGGAACUAACAACAUGGCUAUCGGUGACAUGAGCUCCCUCCUCACCACCCUUGCAGAAGAAAGCAAAUUUCUGGCUAUUUUGCAGUAAUCUGUGCACUCCCCCUCAUUUAACAGACUUAUGUAUGUAAUGUAAAGAUGUGGGAUGAGAAAGAAAGUUAUUGCUUUAUACUUAUUAAAAUAGAUUAUUAGGUGAUGAUGACAAAGAGUUGGUACACAAUCUUAAACCUGUCUCAUCUUCCUAGAGGCAUUGACCAAUAGAACCAUUCCAUUUCUGGAAUAGAGGCUAUUUUAAAAACCCUUCUUUUAUAUUGUUAUAUGACGAUUACAGAUGGAGA
Sinocyclocheilus anshuiensis is the source of this 3565-nucleotide messenger RNA. RefSeq names its product transcriptional activator GLI3-like. Gene Ontology annotation, cellular component: nucleus. NCBI's taxonomy places the organism in Eukaryota, Metazoa, Chordata, Actinopteri, Cypriniformes, Cyprinidae. Gene Ontology annotation, biological process: regulation of transcription by RNA polymerase II; smoothened signaling pathway. The record is from RefSeq and is a predicted model, not a curated record. Gene Ontology annotation, molecular function: DNA-binding transcription factor activity, RNA polymerase II-specific; RNA polymerase II cis-regulatory region sequence-specific DNA binding. The annotation marks the transcript as partial. The transcript is spliced from 5 exons.